Messenger RNA from Spodoptera frugiperda (fall armyworm), 8988 nucleotides. RefSeq names its product protein FAM135B. Lineage: Eukaryota; Metazoa; Arthropoda; Insecta; Lepidoptera; Noctuidae. The transcript is spliced from 17 exons. Bases 375 to 5921 code for a protein of 1848 amino acids. The record is from RefSeq and is a predicted model, not a curated record.
AAAUAUCCCAACGUUGGCUCGUAACCGCAGCGGCGCCAUCGUCCCGGCCCUAGUCGUUACGUUCGGAGCGGGCGCCGCGCAUGCGCGCUGGCCGCUAUUAAAAAAUGAAUUCCUGGUUCCCGCACUGUGAGCCGUACGUCGGUGGCAGCGGCUGCGUUGGUGGCGCGCGCCAGACGGACCCGCCCGACAGAGCGCCAGCGCCAGCCGCAGCGCAGUGCCGGGGCCGGGCCGGAGCCGGGUGUGGUCGUGCAGUGCAGUGCAGUGCGUGCAGUGAGCUGCUGAUGCGGUGAGCCGCCAUGCGUCGCGCGGGCUGGUAGCGGCCGCGGCAUGGCGCGCCGCGCCACUCGCGCCCGCGCCAGCUCCUCACACACACCAUGAGCGACCUGCAGGCCACCUUCGAGUUCUCUGUCGAACUCUACAAGUUCUACAAUGUCGACCUCUUUCAGAGAGGACUUUAUCAAGUGCGCGUGGGGCUCCGUGUAUCGCCGAAGGUACCGGUGCACAUCGAGGCAUCAGUGUCGAGUGGCAAUGGGGCCGCGCGCACCGGCCGCCCGGCCGCCAACGCGUCCCUGGUCGGAGGGCUGGCUGCCUCCCGGGCCUUCCAGAUCAUGUACCGCAACGAGGAGGUCACGCUGCGAGACAUCGUGCAUUUUAGAGCUCAUCUUUUAGUGGACAGUAGGAAUCUGAAGGAGUCUCUGGAGAGGGCGGAGUGGAGUCUUGGGGUGGAGUUGUGGUGCAGCGAGGGUGCGCAGUCCAGUACCCUGGCGCCCAUGUCCUGUCGGGUGCUGAAGCUGCACUUCCAACCCUCCCAAGGCCUCCACUACCACCUGCCAGUGCUAUUCGACUACUUCCACCUGUCCUCCGUCUCCAUCACCAUCCAUGCGAGCCUAGUUGCUUUACAUCAGCCUUAUAUCAAGAAAAGUAUAAUGCAUUAUGUGCAAAGCUGCACACCACGCUCAAGUAAACAAUGGGGUAAAUUGAUGAAGAGCGCUGGAUCAUUCAAUACCUCAGGCAGCUUCGAGAAUGUUCUAUUCGGAUCCACCGGCAAAUGCGCCGGAGGGAACUCUAGCAAGAUUGCGCAUGCAAGGCAAGUCCACGCCGAAGUAUGCGGAAUCCUGCUAGGGUCACUGGAGGGCCUGCAGAGUGCACUGGCUAUGUGUGGCUCCCCUGGUAUCCUGCUUACUCCUGAGGAGUCCUCCUCCAAUUCCGUCGUCGGAGAAGUCGCGCAGAGACUAAAGGAUCUUAGUGACUUCGGCAAGAAGUUGGAGAAGUCAGAAUGCGGCGAGGAGGAGGAGUGGGCGAUGAGCGCGGCGCACGACAUCGCGCGGCUGUGCGCGGAGGUGACGCUGCGCUGGCGCGCCUUCCUGCACCACGCCUCCGACCGCCCGCACGUGCACCACGCGCUCGCUGCCAGGCAUCAUGCGCUGCGUAUAAAGCGGUUCUCGGAGUGCUUCUUCGUGCUGGACAACCCUCGGCACUCGCUGGCGGGAUGCUACGACAGCAACUACCAGUCGUACCAGAGUGUGGGCGAGGCGGCGCGCCGCUCGCGGUACCUGGCGCUGCUGCCGCCGCUGCCCGUGCACUGCAUCGCGCUCGACGGGGACCCACACAUCAUGCCCAUCAUAUUCGAGGACAGAUAUCAAGACACAGCAGAAUUCGCGCGACGUCGUUCAUUUCUGAAUUCAAGUGCAAGCAAAUCCGGAAGCGAUCCCUUCCUAUGUUCGGAGCCCCUUGGAGAUGACUGUGCAUGUAGUGUCAGUUCACUCAUGGACUCCAGAAGACCAUCUUCCGAAGCCUCCAGAGUCACCCUCACAUUGCCUAAAACAGUCAUGAAGCUUUGUGAACCAAAGUUUAACACACCCAAGUCCGGUUCUGGUGUCGUUUCAGCAUCUUUAACAUUAGCUCCCCAAAAAUCAGCUCACGGAUCCCCCAAACGAGCCUUAGUCAAACAAAAUAUUGUCGAACUACCCAAGGCACAUAAUAAACAACUUGAGCUCACCGGACGAAAUAGAUACAUUGUGCAAAACAACCUCAUCAGCGAGAUCCAACUGCCACCAAACAACGCGUUCGCUUCUUGCACGAUACAACAAGGACAGACGAUGUCGCGAUAUUCUGCAUCUACCUUGCUUGACAUUAAUACUAAAAGUGCUUCUAACGUGUCGCACCUAGGCAAGGAGCAAUCUGAACCAGGACUUGAAGUAUUUCGGCAAAAACACGAAAUCACUAGCGGGGUGAGCACUCUACCAGCUAGACACAGCAAGUCACUGGAUCAACUGCGAGUGUCUCAACUAGCACCGCUUAAUACUACGCAAACUUUGACUAAGAAUGUGAGAAACGGUUCUAAUUCGUCCGUUAACUAUCCAAAACCGUACCUACCACCGCAACAAGUAAAGCCUACCACAUUGCCAAGGAGUGUUACAACUAGUGCUUACCCAACAAGUACAACGACUAGAUGCAGUUCCAAAGGAGAUGACUAUAGAAGAAAUAUAAGUGAAUUUAGAGAAAAAUACAAAAAUCCUUGUAUCAAGAAAGUUGGACAUGGAAUGAACAAUGAAGUGUUUCAUAAUGUAGGCUAUAAGUACGACGGAGUGAUGAAACAGAAUCCUAACCAAGUGUACGGCUAUACUUUCGGAAAUCAGGGUAAUCUGCAAGUAAACAAUGUUAUUCGUAAUCCGUUAGAGUUUCAAAGAGGCUACAGUGUAAAUUUACCCCGUCCUAUGUUGCCUCCACGUAAUUCUUACCCACCGGUUAGUGGUAAAAAUCAAGUGACUGAUCAAAAUAACUUAGUUUCUAAUAAACACGUACAUAGAUCAAAUUCUACGCAUGUGUUUCAUCAAAAAGCGGAAAAUCAACAAAUUGACAUUGAAGCUGCUCGUAAUCAACUUCGGCAUGAGCUCAACUACUACUUACAGAAAGGUGAUUGGAGUUAUGAUUUCAAUACAGGAAGUUUAAUUCAAAAUUACCAAAAGAAAUCUAGUAAAAGUAGUGAUGACAGUGGAUUUGUGAUGACUUUAGAUAGAAGCAGCGAUGGAACAUCUAAAUCAACAUAUUCAAAAACUCCGCCGUCUACUCCACACUCAACGAUGCCAUCAGUAAGGCAUAAAAAGAGCCGAUCGAAAGAGUCAAAACUAAAUAAUAGUGGAAAAGAAAAUACUAAAAUCAACUCAAGCAGAGAUUCACUGAGCAGUCACCAUUCAAUAAAAUCUCGAGAUAGUAAAUCCGAUCGUCACACAUCAAAAUCUGAACGAAGCACUCCAAAAUCUGAUCGUGCUACACCACGGUCUGGCAAGUCUACGCCCAAAUCCGGUGGGUAUACCCCAAAGUCAGGUUUAGCGACACCUAAAUCUGGUAGAGCUACUCCAAAAUCUGGUGCUACGACACCAAAAAGUGGUAGGUCGAGUGGAAAACCAGAAAAACGUACGAAACACAAACCCUCAGAAAAGAUGACACAGUUGAUGUCGGAAGCUGCAUCGUCGUCCAGUAACGAAAGUAUACCCUUCGAGUUGAGAAGAUUAGAAUCUUCUACCAGUGUCCCUUAUAGCCUCGAUCACGGGCCCGAAUUAUUACGACAUUGUAGAAGUGCGGCAUCUGUUUUAGAUGAACCAAACUUAAAUAAUACAUUCGGAUCCGAAUCUUUACCUAAUUUAGCCCCACCACCAGCAUUCGAAUCACCUCCACUUGAUAUAGCCGAUAAAGAUUUUAAAAUAUUACCUCCCAAAAACUUCCUGAAUAAUGAAGAAAAACGUCGGAGAAGCACAUCCACUUCAAGUUUAAGUGAACAAAGUGGCUGGGUCUCUAGUGGCCGCAGUUCAGGUCCUUCGUCUCCAGAUAAUGCAAGUUGUCAAUUAAAUCAGAAUUUCGUAGCUACGAAACCAACAUCAUCAAAAUCAUCUAGUAAAAACUAUGAAGAAACUGGUGAAAUUGGAAAGCACGAUGGUGAAACUAUCAGUGAUUUCAAACGAACAGUCCUUAACGGAGAUCAGCUUCGAGAACGACUUUUAAAGUUAGCCGUGAAAGUGGCUCAAAACACUUCGAACGAGAAAAUAGAAUGCUGUGAUAAGGAAGUGUGUGAAGAAUGCACUAUCUGUAGCGACUCUAUAUGCACAGAUAGCCAGUGCGAAUAUAAUAAAUUGGUACACAGUAAUGGCAUCGACGCGGGUUGCAACUCAGACACUUGUACUGCAAGUUGUUUUCAGCAAAUAGCAGAAGCUAACGCAAUCAAAGGAAAUCAAAGACAUAAUUCAUUUAGUGCUGUGCAAGGGAAGACCUACAGCUCCUCCUCUAAAAGUCUAAAUGAAGGAACGGUGAAAAAAUCGCAAACAAUGAGUGAUAAUUUACAUCCUUACAUUAGGAAAGAAAUUCCACAGAAAGCACCGCCGGCACCGGCGAAAUCUCAGUCGCUGGAUAAAACUAAAUUAAAAGACAGAAUACAGUAUACGGAGAAAUUAAUAGCGGCUGAGAUACGAAGCUUGACGGUAGACCGGUCUUGCGUCAAAACCGGGAGCCAUAAGAAAGGCAGUUCUAGUUCAGGGCAGAAAUACUCGAAUAAAGCUAAAUCUGAGAUUGACUUAGCCCACUUCAUGGGCGACAAUGAUUACGAACAUUUACCUCCCCCACAACAGUUCAGAGAUGCUCCGCCUCCUCCAGAUGAAUUUAAGGAUCCACCAUCAAAAUCUCCGAAGCUGAGCAGACAAAGCAGCAAGUCGUCGACUCCUUCGAAGACGCCCAGGAAGCAACAAGCACAGGCUUCCUCGCUUCAGUUGGACAAUCCUUUAUAUCACGUAUGUGAGGGUAUAAUGGAGAGGCGGAAGCUUAGGCCCCAUCAGUCCGUAAACUCCGGCAGCGCGCCCUCUGCCGGCACGCUUAAUAAAAGUCAGAGCACUGGGGAGUUGGCGAGCAGAAACGAUACCGAGCAAAGAGAAAGUAACCUCGUCAGUAUAUUCGGUCUGGCCGAAUCUGAGAGGUUAUUCGUGAAAUGCAGAGAGGAGUUCAGGCAAAGCGUGAAGUACCCGGGAGCUAUCUACUCGGACUUCCCUCCGGUCGAGAACUCUCUACCUUACUUCCAUAUUAGCGACGAGUAUAGAAUGUUUAACCCUGAGGGGUUGCACCUAAUAAUCUGCGUUCACGGCUUAGACGGCAACGCGGCGGAUCUCCGCCUCGUGAAGACUUACCUGGAACUAGGUCUGCCUGGGGCAAGACUAGACUUCCUCAUGUCGGAGAGAAACCAAGGCGACACUUUCUCCGACUUUGACACGAUGACAGAUAGAUUAGUGCAAGAGAUUUUGACUCACAUCCAAAAUUCGAGUGACCCAGCUCGAAUAAGUUUCGUGGGUCACUCUCUGGGCACGAUCAUCAUUCGCUCGGCAUUGGCCAGGCCGCAGAUGAAGCCGUAUCUCUCCAAACUGCACACCUUCCUGUCACUCAGUGGACCUCAUCUAGGGACUCUGUAUAACUCUAGUGGACUGGUCAACGCUGGCAUGUGGUUCAUGCAGAAGUGGAAGAAGUCGGGCUCUCUGCUACAGCUGUCCCUCCGCGACGCGUCCGACCCUCGGAGGUCGUUCCUGUACCGGCUGAGUGAGAGGAGUCAGCUGCACCAGUUCAAACAUAUCCUGCUGUGUGGCUCCGGACAAGACCGAUACGUUCCACUGCACUCCGCAAGAUUGGAGCUCUGCAAGGCCGCGGCUAAAGACACGUCGCUACUGGGACAAGCCUACAGGGAGAUGGUGCACAACAUGGUGUCCCCGCUGGCGCGCGCGGCGGGCGCGGGCGGCGGCGCGGCGGUGGUGCGGUACGAGGUGCAGCACGCGCUGCCGCACACGGCCAGCGCGCUCGUCGGCCGCGCCGCGCACAUCGCCGCGCUCGACUCCGACCUCUUCAUCGAGAAGUUCCUGCUCGUCUCCGCGCUCAAAUACUUCCGAUAAUCCAACUAAUCUAACUACCGUCUCUACUACCCCCAGCCCACACCCCUAAUUGGUACCUUACGUUUAACGAGAUCGAGACGUUAUCGCGUUUAGCCCUCUGAUUGGUUACUUCAUUGAAGCAGGCCAAUCACAGCGCCGAACGCAUUAACGUUUCAGUCUCGUUAAACGUAAAACAAACAAAACAAGUACCUAUGACAUCGAUACUUCCGAUAGUACUAUUUCUGCUGCUACCACAUUACUCAGCUCUCUAUAAACGUUUCUUCCAUAUUCAAUUUGCCCCAAUUUAAUACCAACUGCUGCUUAACACAAUUUGCAUAAAUUGAUGUUUUUUAUGAAAUUAGUUACUUAACCAGAUUAUUAAAUAUAUUUUCAGGUAACUUAGAAUUCAGUAUAAAAUCUAAUUCUAGUAAAAACUAACACAAUCAGUUAAAUGUCGUACCUAUCGUUCCCCUGGUGAGUUAUUCAUAAUAGUUAAAACAGACGUCAAUAAAAUAUCAGUAAAUUCCGUCGAUCGAGACUCCGUCAUGCAUGUGGCAAAUGUAGUACAACUAGCCAUGAGCCAUAAGGCAACCACAUGUGGUAAAUAGCUGAAGGAGUGUCAUAUGAAUACCUACUAAAGACAAGCAUUUAAGCUACCUAAAUUACAAUUCUGUGAAGCUACUGACACUUAGCCACACAUAGGUAGGUACCUAAUAAAUGAUAUAUAGAGGUACGUUUUGAAAUACUUGUACCCAUAUCAUUAGAACUUGAAAUGGGAUAUUUACCAUGUUUAUUAAUUUCUAUGAGUUUCGGAUAUUUCGGCACUAUUGCAAGCGCCAUGAUACUGAUCGAAACUCAUAGAAAUUAAUUAACAUAGUAAAUAAUAUACCGUUUCAAGUUUUAAUGAUAUUAUGAGUGACGUGUCAGUCAGUCAAAUGUGCUAUAUAAUCAGAGAAACCUUUACAAUACUUAAACUUGUUUUAUAUAAUUUAUGUUGUUUUUUAACUGUAAGUACCAACUUCCAUUAUCAGAUCUUUGUUUCAUUCGACAAGUAAUAUGCAUUUCAAUGAAAUUCGCAUUUGGUUGGCAUUUAAAUUUUCUGGACUUUGAACAUUAUUAAUCAAUGAUUUCGGAUUUGGCUGCCUUUUUUAUCUACCUUAGAAAGGGAAUGAAAUGUUUUUGAUAAUAACAUGUGUAAUCUAUAAUUACAAAUACCUAGGUCAAAGAAAUAACACCGAUAUGGCGACUUAAAAGUCUCACUUACAAAAAUAUAUUUCAAUCCAAAAAUGCUAUAGUAAACUAUUUCAUUUCAGUUCGGUAUGGUGUUAUAAAAAUGGGUAUUUUGGGUUUGUAUUACCUAGAGCUUGAAUUUCUUCCAGGCAUUAUGUCUGUAUCUAGUCUCCUUCUAUGCUGAUCACCUUGAAACGACGCCCUUAUACCACGGACUUCUCCCGAGACCUACAGGAUUUUCGAAACUAUAAAUAGACUUGGUGACGGCGUGAUAAUUCGUAGUAUCUGAAACGUAGUGAUUUUAUGAACUAUGUUGAGGGUUAACUUACUUAAUCAAAAAUUUUAAAUAUUUAAGUAGGUUUUAAGAUGGAUCUUUACACCAAUUAAUUAAGACUAAGUAUAAUUUUAGCGAAUGUAGAUACUAUAGGUAGAUGUUUUUUGUGUUACGGUUCGACAUUAUUAUGAACGGUACCUACCACUUUAUUAAAUCUGAUUGUUUGCUAUGGAUGUACCUGAUACUAUUCAAAUUACCAUCUAAUUGUAUCCGACACGUUAAAAAGAUAUAAAUAAUGUAUUUGUGAAGUUGAACACACCUAAUGUUAUUUUACAUCCAUAGUAAACAAAUGAUGAUCUCUCUAUCCUUGUUUCUCCUCCACUUCUUAGGCCCAUUAUAAAAAAUCUAAGCACUUUGUAAUAUUAAUUAUUUUCUACUUUACUUCAAUUGUAAAUAUGGGUCUGAUUGUGUGUAUGACUAUGUAAACCCUGUCUACCUACCUAAUGAAAUCAAUUAUCUAAUGUUGCACAAAGGGUUUUAAGAAUAAUUAUUAAUAAGAUAUCUAAUUCCAGAGUUUUAUUGGUCACCACAAUUAUUUUUACUAUUGUCGAGCAGGAGAACGAAUCAACAAGCCCGUAGCCUUAACGUAAACAAAAAAAUAUAUAAACUACUUAACGUUAGAUGAAAGUUGUAAAUCUUUAACGAAUGUUAGACUGAUAUUUAAAAAUAUACUGACACAGACAUUUAUAUUAUAUAUGUAUAAUAAGUUUCAUAGACUAUCUUUUCUUAUAAAUUGGUACUUACUAGUGAAUAUUUUUGUUAAGAAAAGUUAAUAAUCUUGCUCUGUCCACUUAUGUUAUUCUGUAGAUAAAAUACUUUAUACAGGGCUUGGAUUAUUGAUUUAUUAUAAUUAUUCGACGCAUUAGUGUACCACUGAGAUAGUAACUGUAGGUAGGUGAUACCUCUUUAUUGCUCACAGGCAUGCUUGGAGGAAAGGACAACGUUUCAGUUUCUUUGGAACUGUCAAUCUUUAAAAGGUUAAUUAAAAUUAUAUAAUUACAAAGCACUGUUGAGACAUGUUAUCAAAUUUCUAUAAACGUUAUUGAAAAUACAGAAAUAAGCAGGUGAGAAGUACAGAUGCUCCCACAAACCGGUUUAAAAAUAUUUACAAACAUAAAGACAUAUUUUCAUAAAACAUUAAAUCACAAUAAUACAAUUGAUUCACAUGUUUAAUAAUGUUUGUAAAUUUUCUGAGCAGUAGUAUGGGAGCCCUCUGAACGAUCAAUAACUCUCAAGUAUUCGUCUCUCGACGUUUGUAUAGCCCUCCCUACCACAAAUGUAAAGCUUCGUAUGUAUAGUUAUAAUACCUACUUAUGUAUACUUCAUUUAAAGUUCUAUUGAAACUGGCGCCUUUGUCGUAACCCUUUAUUUAAUGCAGAUUAUUAAAUACUUAUCUAGGUGUGUAUCAAAAACAUCUCGAAUGAAUUUUGUAAAUAUUAUAAAAAAAAAUAUUUGUAAAUCGUAUGUUUAAUGGCAAUGUGUCGAUGUUAUACACUUAUGAUAAUAAAUAAAUAACGCCUGAAA